Molecule: messenger RNA, 825 nt
Organism: Cajanus cajan (pigeon pea)
Lineage: Eukaryota; Viridiplantae; Streptophyta; Magnoliopsida; Fabales; Fabaceae
Source: RefSeq, a predicted model, not a curated record
AUGAUUGAGCAAACAAAAGUUCUAUCUACCUUAUCAGUAACAGAGUUGAUGGGAUCACUUGAAGCUUAUGAGAAAAGGUUGAAUAGGCAUGAUGAGGACUCAACUGAAAAUUUCUUUCAAUCAAAGCUCAAAUUAUGGUCUCAAAAUAAAGAUAAAAGGAAUAAUGGAGAAACUUCUAGAAAUAAAGAGAAUUCUAGAAAUUUCUCUAGAAAUUAUCGGAAUGAAUAUCCUCUAUGCGGCAUUUGCAAGAGGACAAAUCAUGCCGAGAAAGAAUAUCGUGGAAAGCCACAAUGUCGCCAUUACAAUAAAGUUGGACAUGUGAGAAGUAUUGUCGCAAAAAAAAUAAGCAUAAAGCAAACUUUGCUGAAGAGAAAGAUGGUGAGCAACAUCUUUUCUAUGCUAGCCAAGAUUCUAAUAGUGAAAACAAGUGAAAAUUGGUACUUGGAUAGCGGUUGCAGCAAUCAUAUGGCCAAAGAUGCAAGCAUCUUCAAGGAUAUUGACGAAUCCGUCAAAGUGAUAGUCCAAAUAGGGAACGACACUGUCAUUGAAUCAAAAGGAAAAGGCACAGUUAUGGUGGAGACGAAGAAAGGUACAAGACUUAUUACUAAUGUUCUACUAGUUCCCAAUCUCAAAGAAAAUCUCUUGAGCAUUGGCCAAAUGAUGGAGAAAGGUUAUACUCUCCAUUUCGAAGGAGACACAUGUAAAAUAUAUGACAAUAAAAAACUAGAGAUUGGUCGAGUAAAAAUGGAGAACAGGAAUAGAAGAAGUAGACGACUCAUGGCUUUGGCAUCGAAGAUUUGGCCACUCACUACAAGAAAAUUGUGA